Molecule: messenger RNA, 1027 nt
Organism: Aspergillus ruber CBS 135680
Lineage: Eukaryota; Fungi; Ascomycota; Eurotiomycetes; Eurotiales; Aspergillaceae
Exons: 5
Coding region: 314-883 (189 amino acids)
Source: RefSeq, a predicted model, not a curated record
CUGGCCAAAUCAUUUCUUCUUUCGAUCUUAUAUCUCUACUAUCUGCACCUCCAAGUCUCCUCUACUUCCUUCUUCCCAUCCUUCUCGGACUCCCUGUCUACUUCGCGACCAUUGCAAGCUCAAGCCAUUUAUAUAACCAUUUUUCACGCGCGCAAACCCAAAACGACCCCGAGUCAUCUGCAACCACAACAGUGUUCCUUCCGUCUUUUCACCCUAGACACGUCUUCUCACCUACAUCGAAUCUUUGUCAUCUAUAUCGCAGGCAAACAUACUAAAAGUACACAAAAUAAUAUUCAAGAGAAAGAUUUGCGAGAUGUUCAGAAAUCCCCGGGUGGUCGCACCUGAUAGCCCUCUACCUGUCAUACCGUGGGGGCAGUUUGCAAUGCAUCAUCUAGGUGUCCCAACUGGGGCAGGCACGGCGGCUCAGAUGCUCGAAGACUUGGGAUUUAUCCAAGUCCCUCGUGUUCGCCGGAUCCCCUUUGAAACUAUGGGUUCUCUCCCAGAUCUGCAAGCCGUUCUUGGUGAGAUUAACAAAGGCUAUGUACGCCUAGACCGUUAUUGCACGUCAUUCCGAUCCUCGCCUCAUCUUCCUUUCAGCGGGGACCAAAUCUUCUCCAUUCCCAACUCCUUCGCGCAUUUACCGCUGGAUGAAUCUGGCCAGAUGAUUCAACCAAAGCAAUAUGAAGUGUAUGGCAACUUAUUCUAUCCGCUUGAAACAGCGUUGGUUGAGAGCUUUGUUAAAGGAGUUAUUCAUGACAUUGAAGAGGUUGUGUAUUCGUCUUGGGUCAACGAUGAUAUCCUCGAUAACCUUGCGGAUCAGCGGGCAGUAGAUUGGUAUAGCACGCAUUUUGGUCGGAUUCACCAGGCCCAGUAUGGUGCAUGAGGCCUCCGGAUUUCAAAACGCCUUGGUCCUGGAAAAGAAAUGCCAGUGGACAUGAUGAGAAAUCCUAUCGCCUAACACUUCUACUUUUUAGAGUCGGCGAUGAGUUUUAAGAUUCAAAUAUUUAAAUGAAAAAAUAGAGGGUUG